Amphiprion ocellaris (clown anemonefish) is the source of this 2581-nucleotide messenger RNA. Its product is annotated as leucine-rich repeat and transmembrane domain-containing protein 2-like. The record is from RefSeq and is a predicted model, not a curated record. Gene Ontology annotation, molecular function: protein binding. The transcript is spliced from 4 exons. Bases 454 to 1665 code for a protein of 403 amino acids. NCBI's taxonomy places the organism in Eukaryota, Metazoa, Chordata, Actinopteri, Pomacentridae.
CAGUGUUCUGCUGUGUUAGACUGAACGCUCACGCACACGGAGCUGAGAGAACAAGAUGAUAAAGAGGAGGAGGACGAUGAACACUGUUUGAUCUGGAAUAAAACUCCAGUCCAGCUUCUGCUUUCUGAUUUGAAAACGUUCCAGAUUUUGGUCUCAACAAAGAAUCGAGCAUCUGGUGCUUUAAGUCGAGACCAGUUAGUGUCCUUGAAGACAAGUGUGCUUCAUUCAGAAUCCAGACUCCGCUUUUAAGAGAAAUAUCUGCUUUUUUAAGCCACUUCUUUUCUGAACACUGCAGAUGAAGGAGAAGAACAGUUUUUGUCUUCUUUCUGUGUUUGGAGGCUGAAGCAGCAGAGCAGAUGGACAAUCUCCAAAGCUGGAUGUUGGAGUGACUCGACAGAAAGCAAGAACAGCCAGAUGCCAGCCUAAAGUUGCAGUGCAGUUGAUGUUGCAGACAUGAAGGACUUAGACCAGUAUGGACAAGGUCAUCUGGACAGUCUGAUCUGCACGGCUCUGUCCAGUUUGAUGUUGGUUCUACAGGGACUUCUGGGCUCUGUCAGUGGUUGUCCUGGUGUCUGUACCUGCUAUAGCAACACAACUGACUGCUCUGCUGUCGGCCUCCUCUCUCUGACGCCUAUCCUAGGGCUGCUGGGCCAGGACCCUCUGGCUCUCCGCCUACCCCAGAACAACCUCUCCUUCCUGGGCAAGACUGACCUGUCCAACCUCAGCAGCCUUGAGCUCCUGGACCUUUCCCAGAACCACUUUUCCACCUUUCAGCCUGGAGCUUUCUCAGGCCUGAACAGCCUGCGCUGGUUAAAUCUCUCUGCUAAUUAUCUCGGCAUACGUCUGGCAACAUCUGAGCUCAACAGCAGCAUAGUAAUUGUCCAACGUUUGAAUGAAAGUCAAGAGAGCAUUGGUUUAAGCAAGGAAGUUUUUAAGGGGCUGUGGCAGCUGCAGGGACUGGACUUGUCCUCCAAUGGCCUCCUAUGGCUGCCUAAGGGCCUGCUGGAUGGGCUUCAGAGACUCACCUGGCUGUCCCUGGCCAGCAACCGGUUGGUGGCCCUGGAGAGAGUCACAUUUGAGCCCCUGGUGGGGCUCCAGCAGCUCCUGCUGAUGGGAAACCCCUGGGAAUGCGACUGCAAGCUGAGGGACUUCAAGCACUGGAUGGAGUGGUUGAUUUACAGGGAUGGGCAGGUAGAUGCAAUGCAGUGCAGUCUCCCAGGGGAUUUAAAGGGCAGGGACAUCCGCAGUGUGCCAGCAGAGAUGUUCAACUACUGCCUGCACAGUCUGACCAAGGAGGGCGCGUCAGGUUACGCUACCCGGCCUCCCUGCCCGCCUGGUCGAAUCAGCAGCACCGACGAAUGUGUUCGCCAGCGCUACAGGCCUGUCAGUGUCCGCCGGGCACAUGGCACACAAAUAGUUGCAGGGGUGGUUUGCGGCACAGUGUGUGUCAUGAUGGUGGUUGCCGCAACCUACGGCUGUGUCUACGCCUCACUGGUGGCACGGUACCAGAGAGAAAUGAAGAGUCGUGGGCAGCCUCUAAUGGCUGAGUCUGGAGCUGACACCGACCUGGAGGAUGGGCAAAUGUCAUCCCCGACCUCACCACAGGAGACGCCACCUAAAGAGGCCUGUAGCUUCGUGCAUGGUUAUCGAAUCAGCAGCUUCUGACACACUAACAUUUACUGAUGUGGGAUCAUCCCAGGACGUUCUGGCUACUUCUGCUCCUCAGCUCUCAUCAUAAAUGAGACAACCUCUGCAGAGAGAAGCCCUGCAGCUCUGUCAUUGUGCUGAAACUCUCUGGGCGGAGACUGAUUGUCCAGCUAAUGGAGUGGACUAUAUUCAGUGAAGCUGGGACGCUGCAGCACUUCUUUUAAUGUAUGGAUGCUCUGUGAAUUGUUAUUCCCUGCGUUGCAUCUCUCAGCCAGCCUCAAAAGUACUCUGAAGCUGCUGUGUGGCACUUCAGCACCUUGACCUCCCUUUAUCUGUGUUUUUGUUUCUUCUUUAGAAAUAUGAAACUACCUUUGUGUUCAAGCUGUAUGUCUUUGUAUCUCAAUCCAUAAGCACAAGCUCCACAAGUACAAAUGUCUGUGAAUCUGUGACAUUUCUCCCAGUGUUAGUUGCACAAAAUUAUUCUCAUUAACUUUGUGUAUUUUAUGUUCCCAAAAUUGUGAAAUAUUUCUUUGUACCUCUGUUAGGUAGAAUCCUUUCAUAAUAACGCACGUUGCAUCAUAUCAGAAUUCUGCUGCUAUCUGCUUUGAGCUUCAUCACUGAGGUUAACUGCAGUCACACAAUAGUCAAGCUGUACUGCUGCCUAGAGGGCAAGCUUUGAGCUGCAACAGCUUCUAAUCCAGCACAAACAAACUCUAUAAAUCAACAUAAAAAAGUUAGGAUGAUUAAUAUUGGCAACACUAGGAAAUACAAGAUACUGACUGAAAACGUUUGAGGAUAUCAGCCCUGAUUUGCUGUAACUUCAAAAUGUUUAUUUGAAUUUACUUUCUGUGAUAAGCACAUGAAACAUUGUCCCAAAUUCAACUCAAGGACUGUUAAUUCUGUUGAAGACAAUAAACUCUAUAUUUAUGUAAAA